Molecule: messenger RNA, 2594 nt
Organism: Silurus meridionalis
Lineage: Eukaryota; Metazoa; Chordata; Actinopteri; Siluriformes; Siluridae
Product: N-fatty-acyl-amino acid synthase/hydrolase PM20D1.2-like
Exons: 13
Coding region: 469-2037 (522 amino acids)
Biological process (GO): amino acid metabolic process
Molecular function (GO): hydrolase activity, acting on carbon-nitrogen (but not peptide) bonds, in linear amides; metallocarboxypeptidase activity
Source: RefSeq, a predicted model, not a curated record
GUUUUCUUCCACAGCAGCAGGUGGCACCGUUGUGGUUUUCGCGUCUGUUCAAAUAACAGCUGUGUUGCCAGGUCCGCGGUAUUUACAACAUGGCGAAUUCGUAUAGUAAAUGUAUGUGUUUAAACAGGUGACGUUAGUUAGACUACAUUAAUGUAGUACGGGAGAGGGCUGGGUGUCAUUUUCUCACUUUUUAAACGUUGACAAUUUGUCCUUCCUCUAAAAGUUUAUAAAAUUAAAAGCAGCCUGGGAGUGCUAUACGGUCUUCUGUAAGCUGUACAAUGUCUUUAUGUUGUGCCAUUUUUCUAGUUGUGUUAAAUAAUUUUUUUUACAUUGCAAAUGCCUUCAACGUGCAACCCAUGAUAUUUAGUAAUAAACGUGAUUUAUGUUCGUGAUAAAGUUCUAGUAGUCUGAGUUUGGUGGCGCGGACCUGGCAACCCCGAUUGAUCCGUUUAUACCCUUGGAGUGAAAAUGACAGGACGCAGCACUCCGCCGAAUAUGAUCAGAUUUGUGAAAGUGGUGGUGUUUGGUCUAUUGAUAACGCUGCUUGUUUUAUUUCUCGCGGCCACAACAAGGACUUUUACGUUAGAGGUAAAUGCAGGACUUCAGCUUGCACAGUGGGAGAAAACAACACGCAUAUCGCCUGCUAUAAACCCCGAGCAGAGGGAGAACCUGCUCACACAUUUCAAAGAGGCAAUUCGUAUUCCCACUGUGUCGUUCUCGGAGUCUCACCAGAACACAAGCGCUCUUCAAGAGUUUAACCGUCUUCUAAAAAGAGUCUUUCCAACAAUCUUCUCAUCCACUCUAGUUAAGCAUGAGGUGGUUGGGAACUAUAGCCACCUGUUCACAGUGUCAGGCAGCGAUCCUAAGCUGGUGCCCUACAUGCUGUUGGCGCACAUUGACGUAGUGCCAGCCAAUGAGACUGACGGGUGGGAGGUGCCGCCCUUCUCAGCCAAAGAGCUGAAUGGAUUCAUUUAUGGGCGAGGGACCCUCGACAAUAAACAGUCUGUCAUGGGGAUUCUUCAAGCUCUAGAGUACUUGUUGGAGCGAGGAUAUGUACCACGGAGAGGGUUCUACAUUGGCCUGGGUCAUGAUGAGGAGGUCAGUGGUUAUGGUGGAGCACUAAAUAUAGUCAAACUGCUGAAGAAUCGUGGGGUGAAGCUACAGUUUCUUGUUGAUGAAGGCCUUGCAGUACUGGAUGGCAUUAUAAGUGGUCUGAAUGGACCAGCUGCACUGAUAGGUAUCAGUGAGAAAGGGCAUGCCACAGUGAAGCUGAGUGUCAGUAUGAAGCCAGGUCAUUCAUCUAUGCCUACCAAACAGAGCAGCAUUGGCAUCCUGGCUGCUGCAGUCACAAGGUUGGAGGACUACCCGAUGCCUAGAUUGUUUGGCUCUGGUCCUGAGGGAAGCACUUUUGAACACCUUGCACAUAAGUUUGGCCUGCCUAUCAGAUUCAUCAUGUCCAAUUUGUGGCUUUUCAGCCCCUUGAUGAGCAGGGUAAUGGAAAGAAGGCCUGAAAUGAACGCAUUUGUGCGGACAACCACUGCAGUCACCAUGUUCAAUUCUGGUGUGAAGUCCAACGUCCUCCCGUCACAUGCCGAGGCUGUUGUGAACCUGCGCAUCCACUCUGCACAAACAUUGCAAGAGGUACUGGACUUGAUUAAAUCCACUAUUUCAGAUGAUCGUGUUAAAAUAGACCUGAUUAAUGGCUUCGACCCCCUGCCCAUCAGUUCCUAUGAUGAGCAGUCGUUUGGGUAUCAGGUUAUUAAGAAGACGGUGUUGGACAUGUUUCCUGAGGUCACUGUUGCUCCAGGCAUCUGUGUGGGCAACACAGAUAGCCGUCAUUACACCCCGCUGACCAAGGACAUUUAUCGCUUUGCCCCAACCUGGUUCAAACCAGGUGACCCACAGAGAUUCCAUGGCAUCAACGAAAGGAUCUCUUCAAAGAACUACGAGGAGCUUGUGCUUUUUUAUUUUCGGCUCAUCCAGAACUGUGACAUCAGAAACCUACCACCUGCACACACCAGCCAACAUGAUCUGUGAUUUAUUCUGGUAAAGUGUGUUUCAGACCCCUUGAGUUUCAGAACAUCACGAUCAGAACAUGACGAUAUUUUGUCAGACAAGGCAGUUCACAGCAUAGGAAUGAUUCCCUAGUUUGUCUUGAUUUUUGUAUUUUUGAGCACUUUAAUCAGGAGCAGCUGAUCUCAGGGAUAAUUGUAAUAUGAAUUGUGAGGUAGACAGGAAUGUUGCAUCCAAAUGAUGUUUUAGUAUCUGUAGUCAGGACUAAAUUUGAUAAACUUAUACUAUGAUCAUAUAGUGGUAAUAAAAAUAGGAAAACGUGGCAAUUGAUCUUCAGUCAUUAGGAUACAUUUUAGAUGAAGGGAUCAGUUGGAAAUGGUUUAUAAAUUACAAUAGCAGGGCUGUUUUAUGUUGUCAUUGUGUUUACAUUACUGAUUCCCAUAUAAUUUUUUUUCAUCAAAAUAAAUGUGAAUGAUGGCAAAUAACAACUUCAUAGGAACAAGUACUGUAAGUGCUGUGUAUUUGCAGAUAUACUGUGCUGCUAAAAGUAUUGCUAAUACAAAGAAAAUGUUUACACUGUA